Molecule: messenger RNA, 1818 nt
Organism: Guillardia theta CCMP2712
Lineage: Eukaryota; Cryptophyceae; Pyrenomonadales; Geminigeraceae
Exons: 18
Coding region: 1-1818 (605 amino acids)
Molecular function (GO): S-adenosylmethionine-dependent methyltransferase activity
Source: RefSeq, a predicted model, not a curated record
AUGGGAGGAAAGAUCGGGAAGCUUCUCCUUGCAUCCACGUUGCUCCCCGGGUUCGCCGGCAUGACCUGCUGGGCGAGCGACCAGAGGAGGGGAAACGCUGUGAUCCUGUCCCGCGACUACGAGAGGCUGGAGACGCUGGGAGCGCAAGGAUCCCUCAUGAGGGGGCACGAGGUGACCGGCAAGGCCCGCUGGCUUGGAGGGUGGAGGCUUGCAGCGGGGGUUUCUUAUGAAGUGCUGCCGGAAACGGGGAGCAUGCGUGUGACGUGUAGCCGGGAGUCAGGGUGUGGGACAGACUUCUCGAGGGAGGACAGGCAGAGAGAAAUUUGGAGUUGGCAAGGGCUGGUGAUGAUGAACGUGACGCUGCCAGGUGACGUCCCGUACAUCCUUAAGGUCUAUGGAAGUGCUCCAGAGCAUCGGAAGGUGGGCGCAAGCGCAGGGCACCCCGAGCCGUUCCUUGCCUGUCCCAUCGUUGUGUCCGAGAGCAAAAAAGUAGUAGGGAAACACUCACCCGCCUCCAUGGUGCUGGUGGGAGGAUGCCAGUCUCCUCUCUCAGAGGACGGGAGCUUCGUCUCUACCUCCGCCUUCCGCACGCAGCAGGGAUUGUUCACCAGGUUUCACGUAGGAGUUCUCUUCAACGAUCGAGCGAAGCAAGGAGAUUCUUUCACGGUGGUCGACAUGAUCCUUCAAGUUGUCUUCGCGUUCCAGCCGGAAAACAUCCAGAUCGAACCAAAGAAGUUCUACGAGGACUCAAACCUGCUGGCACGUGGAAGAGAGUCGGAGGCCGCGCGGGGAGAAAGGAACGAGCCAAUCGACAAGCAAUACAUCGAGCUGCUGGCUGGCAGUUUCGCUUGCCCGGACAUCAUAUCGUUGACGAGACGCCAGGUUGAGGUGCAGGAGAUGUAUGACGGACUAGUGACAAGACUGAGGGGAACUACUCGACCGCUGCAUUUCUACUCCUUCUACGGCCGAACCAGCAGGAGAUUGAUCCUCUCCAGCCACGAUUGGGAUCAGAUCGUACGUAUGCACGUUGGGAACUUGGGAUACAAGAGGGGAGACAGGGUCUUCGAAGCUGGAUGUGCAGCAGGAGCUUUUCUUGAAUCUAUUGCUCGCCAGUACGGGUCCUACGUGGCUGGAGUCGACAUUGCUGGCGCUUUGAUCAAUAUAGCGCGUAGUCGCGUCCCGGGGCAUUUUUGUGUGGCUCCAGCGCAGAAUCUCUCCUUCAUCCGCAGGGAGACUUUCGAUCACAGCCUGAGUUUCGGCGUCCUCACGUACGCGGAGCACGCGAUCCAAGCCUGCGAGGUGGCGCGCGAGCUGGUGCGCGUCACCAAACCAGGCGGGACGAUCUUCUUAGGCCAGCUCAACGACCCUGACAUGGCUCCCUACCGCCCUGAGCAGAUGCAAGGCAGCACCGGGGUACCUCCCGACUUGUGGUUCAAGUUUGCGCUCGCUCUUGACCUGGAGGUGGAUGUUGCGAGAGGGGAGGAGGUGUACUCGCGCCGGGUCAUCCCCGACCUGGAGCACUACGACCUGCAUGCCUACUACCGCUACAACGUCUACCUCAGGAAGAGAAGGGAGCAGGAGACAGGCAGGAGGGGGAGGCCGCUGGACGUGGACUGCGGCGCCUUUCGCUCCGAAAGGUCGAUGGAGCGAUACACGGUGGACGGCAGAGGAUGCGCCAUCCCGUUCCGGUACAGGAACGUCCUCUUCGACGACUGCACCCUUGUGGAGAGGGGGGUAGGAGAGUGGUGCUGUACCGACCAGGAGUGCAACACUACCAACUGGAGAGAGUGUGCUCCUGUCUACCGGAGACAAGCCUGA